Messenger RNA from Vitis vinifera (wine grape), 1509 nucleotides. RefSeq names its product putative disease resistance RPP13-like protein 1. The transcript has a single exon. Bases 61 to 1509 code for a protein of 482 amino acids. Gene Ontology annotation, molecular function: ADP binding. Gene Ontology annotation, biological process: defense response to other organism. Lineage: Eukaryota; Viridiplantae; Streptophyta; Magnoliopsida; Vitales; Vitaceae. The record is from RefSeq and is a predicted model, not a curated record.
AGCCUCAUUUCUUCUUUAUCUACUAGUUUCAGUCCAACUGCUGUUAGGUAUAAUUCCACUAUGGAUUCCAAGAUAGAGGAGAUCACUGCCAGAUUACAAGAUAUUUCUUCCCAAAAAAAUGAUUUCUGUUUGAGAGAGAAUGCUGAAGGAAUAUCCAACAGAAAGAGAAAAAGACUGCCCACCACUUCUUUGGUAGUUGAAUCAUGUGUUUAUGGUAGAGAAACAGAUAAAGAGGCCAUACUUGACAUGCUGCUCAAGGAUGAACCAAGUGAAAAUGAAGCCUGUGUAAUUUCUAUCGUUGGCAUGGGAGGCAUCGGCAAGACCACUCUUGCCCAACUUGCAUACAAUGAUGAGAAAGUGAAGGAUUGUUUUGAUAUGAAAGCUUGGGUUUGUGUUUCUGAUGAUUUUGAUGUUAUGAAGAUAACCAAAACUAUUCUCGAGUCGAUUGCUUCUAGUACUGAUCAUGGUGUCAAUGAUUUAAAUUUGCUUCAAGUUGCUCUCAAGGAAAAGGUGUCUGGGAAGAAAUUUCUGUUUGUCUUAGAUGACCUUUGGAAUGAAAGAUGCAUUGAAUGGGAUAGUUUAUGCUCACCUUUAAGAGCUGGUGCUAGAGGUAGUAAGCUGAUCAUAACCACUCGGAACAUGAGUGUUGUUUCAGUCACUAGAGCUUAUUCUAUUCAUCCCCUAAAGGAGUUGUCACGUAAUGAUUGUCUAUCUGUGUUUUUUCAGCAAGCACUAGGGACGACAAAUUUGGAUUCCUAUCCACAGCUGAAAGUAAUUGGGGAGGAAAUAGUGAAGAAGUGUAAAGGCUUGCCUUUGGCUGCAAAGUCCUUAGGAGGCAUGUUGCGCAUGAAGCUGAACCAAGAUACAUGGAUAGAUAUCUUAGAAAACAAGAUAUGGGAUUUACCAGAAGAAAAAAGCGGCAUUCUUCCAGCUCUCAAAUUAAGCUACCAUCAUCUCCCUUCCCAUUUGAAGCGGUGUUUUGCUUAUUGCUCAAUGUUUCCAAAGAGUUAUGAAUUUCAGAAAGGUGAAUUAAUCUUGUUAUGGAUGGCAGAAGGUCUUUUGCAACAUGUUAAAGGAAAGAGGCAGAUGGAGGACAUAGGCUCUGAAUAUUUUUCUGAGUUAUUAUCAAGAUCAUUUUUUCAACCAUCAAGUGACAAUUCAUCCCGAUUUGUGAUGCAUGACUUAAUUAAUGAUCUGGCUCAAUCUGUUGGAGGAGAAAUAUGUUUUCAUUUGGAUGAUAAGUUGGAAAAUGAUCUGCAACAUCCCAUUUCGGAAAAAGUUCGUCACUUGUCAUUCAGUCGUAAGUACCAUGAAGUGUUUAAGAGAUUUGAAACUUUUGACAGGAUUAAGAAUUUACGAACAUUAUUAGCAUUGCCAAUCACUGAUAAUCUCAAGAGCUGCAUGUCAGCUAAGGUUUUACAUGAUCUGUUAAUGGAAAGGAGAUGCUUACAGGUGCUAUCUUUAACUGGUUAUCGCAUAAAUGAACUUCCAAGUUCAUUCAGUAACUAG